UUGCAUGUUUGGAAAUCAUGACCUUAUCCUCAAAGAGGUAGACCCUUCUUUGGUCGAACAUGCGUUUGGCCGGAUCAAGAUUAUUCGAGGUCGGGCCGUUACCGUUAUUGACGAGCCCUUCGUUUCCAAGGCUGUUGAGAAUUAUUUCGCAGCCAUUGAUCCCUACUUUGCAAGAGAGGUUCAAAACGUAUGAUCAAGGCGACACCUAUUGAGCAAGGAUGUGUGUUUGAGCGGUUUAUGAUGAAGGUUUUCAGUGAGACGUUCAACAGAGGACCUCUAGCAGAGUGGCCGCAUAGCCCCAAAAUUUCUAAGAUGUGUCCGGCUCUUGUCGGCAACGUGGAGAUUGUUGGCUGGAAAGAGCCUGGACUCGAGCAAGGUACGACACAUGCGAUGAUGUCGAUGGGGGAGUUUAUGGACGCUCAUGUCAACAACAAUUCAAAACGCAACAGCGUGCCUGUUGCGCCAUUUUUCUUCCCCAAGCCGAAGCCAUCGGGACCAGACCUCGUUUUUUUCAUCCGUGUUGACAAUGAAAGAAUUUUUCCAGUCUUUGUCCAGAUGAAGCUGCAUCAGGGGUCGUCGAAUUUCUCAGAGGCUGAUUGGAACGAUGCACUCAGUACGGUCUCGGCUCCCAAGAUUGAAUGUCACGCUGAGAACUUUCGCGAGUACUGCCCUGAAAAUGUCUACAUCAACAUGAUCAUUGCUUAUCCUACAAAGUGGACAGACAAACUGCCAGCAUCCUCAGAGCUUCCAAAGGAUGCUAGCGGUGUGCAACAAGUGGUGAUCAAUAUUAGCGAUGACAACUUUGGUAACGUCUUCCCCAAGGAGCAUGUAGAGUUUAUUGAUCGACUCAAGAAUGCAUGAAAACGUUCGGCUGAUGACAGCGACAGCAAUGGUGAAGCUGCUUGUUCGCUUUAUCUGCGAGGCCCCUCAAUUCUCGGUCGACUUUGACACUCACUGGCCGGGUUUCCUUCUCUUCCAUGACGUCGACAAGGCGCUGCAAAUUAUUGCGAAU
Molecule: messenger RNA, 1012 nt
Organism: Lobosporangium transversale
Lineage: Eukaryota; Fungi; Mortierellomycota; Mortierellomycetes; Mortierellales; Mortierellaceae
Exons: 3
Coding region: 190-861 (223 amino acids)
Source: RefSeq, a predicted model, not a curated record